AUGGGCCCAGCCGGCGCAGGCAAGUCGACCUUUUGCACCGCCCUCAUCCAGCACCUGCAGAACAGCAAGCGUCCAUGUUUCUACGUAAACCUCGACCCGGCCGCCGAAGAGUUCGCUUUCGAGCCUGAUCUCGACAUCAAGGACCUCAUCAGUCUUGAAGAUGUCAUGGAAGAGAUGAGCCUGGGGCCCAACGGCGGCCUAAUCUACUGCUUCGAGUUCCUCAUGGAGAACCUUGACUUUUUGACCGAUCCGCUCGAAGAGGUCACGGAAGAAUACCUGAUCGUCUUUGAUAUGCCCGGCCAGAUCGAGCUGUAUACUCACGUGCCUAUACUGCCAGGUCUGGUCAAGCACCUCAUGACGGGCUCGCUGAACAUCCGCAUGUGCGCCGCAUACCUCCUCGAAGCCACCUUCGUCAUCGACCGCCCCAAGUUCUUCUCGGGUACCCUAUCCGCCAUGAGCGCCAUGAUGAUGCUGGAGAUGCCGCACAUCAACAUACUGAGCAAGAUGGAUCUUGUUAAGGGACAAAUCGCAAAGCGCGACCUCAAGCGCUUUGUUGACGUAGACGCAGAGCUCAUCGAGGAUGACCCUGCGCGCAAGAAGAACACGCCCGAAGAAGAGCGCAAAUACAGGGAUCCUACUUCGACAGAGAGCCUGAUGAGCGGGUCCUCUUUCCACAAGCUGAACAAGGCAGUUGCCGAGCUCAUCGACGGCUUCAGCAUGGUAUCGUUCCUCAAGUUGGACGUGCAGGACGAGGAUAGCUUGGGCGCAGUGCUGAGCUACAUCGACGAUGCCAUCCAAUUCCACGAAUCGCAGGAACCGAAGGAGCCCAAGGAGUUUGACGUUGACAUCGAAUCAUGA
Pyrenophora tritici-repentis Pt-1C-BFP is the source of this 858-nucleotide messenger RNA. NCBI's taxonomy places the organism in Eukaryota, Fungi, Ascomycota, Dothideomycetes, Pleosporales, Pleosporaceae. The record is from RefSeq and is a predicted model, not a curated record.